Molecule: messenger RNA, 2783 nt
Organism: Daphnia carinata
Lineage: Eukaryota; Metazoa; Arthropoda; Branchiopoda; Diplostraca; Daphniidae
Gene: PNPase
Product: polyribonucleotide nucleotidyltransferase 1, mitochondrial-like
Exons: 8
Coding region: 29-2338 (769 amino acids)
Biological process (GO): mitochondrial mRNA catabolic process; mitochondrial RNA 3'-end processing
Cellular component (GO): mitochondrion; cytosol
Molecular function (GO): 3'-5'-RNA exonuclease activity; polyribonucleotide nucleotidyltransferase activity; RNA binding
Source: RefSeq, a predicted model, not a curated record
UGAGCCCGUAGUACACUCCGACUUGAAAAUGUCGGUUGUCCACGUGAGUAGAAGCCGGCUCUAUUCACGAAAUCUUUUUGGAACUCAGUAUCGCAGUGGACGUUUUGAUCGGUUGCGUGCAACCUGUAUCGCGAGACAUGAAUCAACUGUCCAUGCAACUUUGUCUUCAGGGAAGAAACUCGAAUUUCAAUCGGGAAAAUUGGCUCGAUUCGCUGAUGGUAGUGCAGUUGCCUCCUUGGGAGAAACCUCUGUUUUGGUGACGGCUGUAAGUAAAGCCAAAAGCACACCAACAGCAUCAUUCCUGCCCCUCACAGUAGACUACCGACAAAAAGCAGCUGCAGCAGGCAGAAUACCCACAAAUUUUCUCAGAAGAGAACUCGGAACUUCGGAAAGAGAAAUCCUUACUAGUCGCAUGAUUGACAGAUCUCUGAGACCUCUUUUCCCGGAAGGUUACUUUUAUGAAACUCAAGUUGUUUGCAAUUUACUUUCUGUGGAUGGAGUCAAUGAUCCAGAGGUACUAAGCAUCAAUGCAGCCUCUGCAGCACUUGCUGUCUCUGACAUUCCUUGGAAUGGCCCAGUUGCAGCAGUUCGGGUAGGGCUUAUAGACAAUGAAGUAAUUGUCAAUCCCACAAGGAGAGAAAUGGCCAAGAGCCAGUUAAAUUUGGUUGUUAGUGCUACUCUUCAGAACCUUGUUGUUAUGCUAGAGGCCUCAGCUGAAAAUGUUUAUCAGCAAGACUUUCUGAAAGCCAUAAAGAUGGGAGUCAAAGAAUGCCAAACCAUAGCCAGAACCGUCGAAACGUUACGGAAAGAAGCAGGAAAACCCAAAAGAGAAUACGUCACCCUGCAGUCUGGCUCAGAAGAGUUACUAUCGGCAGUUAAAUUGAUGAGCGAAAAUCGAUUACGUGCUAUUCUACGCGAUUUUAGUCAUGAUAAGAUAUCGCGUGACGUUGCAAUUUCCACCGUUCGGAAUGAUGUCAUGGAAAAACUGAAGACCAACUUUCCCGAAACGGACGCUAUGAUCAUAAGCGAAUCGUUUAACAAAUUUUUCAAAGAAUUAUUCCGAAAACUCGUUCUAGACGAAGAAAUCAGGUGCGACGGGAGAAAAUUAACCGAUAUUCGUAAAAUUUCAUGCGAUGUCGAUUUGUAUCGACCUCUCCAUGGAUCGGCGCUCUUCCAACGUGGCCAAACUCAAGUUGUUUGCACCGUAGCUUUCGAUUCUCCUGAAUCAGCCUUAAAAUCCGAUCCAGUUUCAAUACUUAUGGGCGGAUUGAAAGCCAAAAAUUUCUUUCUUCACUAUGAAUUUCCGCCAUACGCCACUAACGAAACGGGUAAAGUUGGACCGGGUAGUAACGCCGGUCGUCGCGAGCUUGGCCAUGGAGCCUUGGCAGAAAAAGGCUUGAGACCUGUUGUGCCCAGUGACUAUCCAUUUACCAUCCGAUUAACUUCAGAGGUCUUGGAAUCGAACGGUUCAUCUUCAAUGGCCUCGGUUUGUGGAGGUUCGCUAGCUUUAAUGGACGCAGGCGUUCCCAUUUCUCAACCCGCAGCAGGCGUGGCGAUAGGACUAAUCAGCCGGACCAACCCGGAAACUCAACAGAUUGAGGACUAUCGCAUCCUCACAGAUCUCCUGGGCAUUGAGGAUUACCUGGGAGACAUGGAUUUCAAAUUAGCCGGCUCCAAAAAGGGCAUCACUGCCCUGCAAGCCGAUUUCAAGUUGCCUGGCGUACCAUUAAAGAUUAUCAUGGAGGCAGUGCAACAAGCUAGCGACGCAAAGUCUCAUAUUCUUGACAUCAUGGCCCAGACAAUCAGCAAACCGCGCAAAGACAAGAAAGAUAUCUGGCCAGUCUCCGAGAAACUGCAAGUAGAGGCCCACAAACGAGCAAAAUUUAUCGGCUUGGGCGGUGCGAAUUUGAAGAAAUUAACCGCUGAAGCAGGUGUUCAGAUUACUGCUAUCGACGAAUCGACCUACUCGAUCUUUGCACCCAAUCAGUCAGCAAUGGAAGAAGCCAAAGAGAUGAUAGAGCAAUUCUUGAAAGAGGAGAAAGAACCGGAACUGGAAUUCGGCGCCAUUUACAAAGCGCGCAUCGUCGAAAUGAAGGAAACGGGCGUGUUAGUCACCCUUUAUCCAACGAUGGUGCCUGCCCUUCUUCACAAUUCGCAGCUGGAUGUACGGAAAGUAGCUCACCCCUCUGCCCUCGGUCUUGAGGUAGGACAAGAAAUUUCCAUCAAAUACUUUGGCCGAGAUCCUGUCAGCGGCAGAAUGAGACUGUCGCGUAAAGUCCUCCAAUCGCCCGCCUCUGCCAUUGUAAAAAAUUUGAAUGGGACACCCUCGAGUAGUUAAAUGAAGCCAUUGUUUUUUAAAGAAUCCGUGUUAUACGGUUUGCCGAUAAAAAUAUCAGCUUUUCCUUUGAUCAAAGCUGCAAAAGUCUUUUGUCCGAAGACAAAAAACGCCAUUUUUUUUAGGAUUUACGAUUGAAUGUAAAUCAAAUACAAAUGAAUCGCUGAAGUUCGACCAUGGUUAUUAGGUUCAAAUGUUUUAAUUCAGUCGUAGUUUUUCUCGGGAAAUCAGUCGUGUUAUUUUGUGCUUUUGUCAUCAUCAACAGAAACUGAUGAAGGUCUUUGAUCUAGACCUCGUCACCUUACGAGUCAAGUGCAGUAGCAUUGGUAGAAAGAAAUCCUCGGUCGUAGAUACUUGAAAUGGUCACGAAUUGCGCAGUAGACAAUAUUUAUUUUGAAAAAUAAGUAUGUAUUGUUUGAACAUGAUGCAAUAUGUCUGUAAUUCACGU